AUGGGACGGAUGCGACUUCCCUCAGUUGGUUUGGGUGGCAUAGCCCGCUCGCGCAGGGGCGCUCACGUUUUUUGGCUAAGCCGUAUCUUGCUGGGUGGGACCGAGAUAAAGAAAGGACGGGGGGCAACCGUACAUGGUACUUCUCGACCGUGUCUCCGAGGGACAGUUGAACGAGCGAUUCAUGAAUGCAGCCGGGUUGGACGAGCCAAUAACUCGAACGCGUUCGGUCUGCUUUUUGAGCAAGAAUCACAGCGUUACCUUACCUUCACCAUGAUACGGACUCCAAGUUCUUAUGGCAGAGCACGAGGUGAUUUAUCAUCAAUAUGA
Prunus armeniaca (apricot) is the source of this 327-nucleotide messenger RNA. Lineage: Eukaryota; Viridiplantae; Streptophyta; Magnoliopsida; Rosales; Rosaceae. The record is from the annotation of a GenBank genome assembly.